Loxodonta africana (African savanna elephant) is the source of this 7048-nucleotide messenger RNA. It is a transcript of the gene KATNBL1, whose product is annotated as katanin regulatory subunit B1 like 1. The record is from RefSeq and is a predicted model, not a curated record. The transcript is spliced from 10 exons. Bases 3598 to 4512 code for a protein of 304 amino acids. Lineage: Eukaryota; Metazoa; Chordata; Mammalia; Proboscidea; Elephantidae. Gene Ontology annotation, molecular function: microtubule binding. Gene Ontology annotation, cellular component: nucleolus.
ACUUUGCAAGUACAGUUUCGGCGCGUGAACAUAUACGUCACUUCCGGUGCGGAAAUUGCCUGAGACGCGGAGCCGCUACCUAGUACUUGAAGCUUGAGAAGCGGAGAGAAAGGAGACGCUGACAAUAUUUAGAGCUUCCAAAAGUGCCUCCUGCGCAGUACCGCCUUCCUGAAGAGGCUUGAUGUGUGUUAUCUGACCUUUGAGGUGCUGCUUUACGGGGCAGAAGUCAAGUCCCUGCGUUCGUUAGGAACUGAAGCUAAGAAAAGCUUAAUCGCUUCCCUGCUCCCGGGAAAUUCGAAUCCUCUGCUUGAAUCCUGGCUUCACCACUGAUUAUUAAACUUCGAGCCAGUUAUUUAGUCUUGUGUCUUAGCUUCUGAGUAUUGAAUGUCCACCGUGUUCCAGGAGGUUUAUGUUUAUUUCAUUUAACUCACAGUAACCCUGAGAAGUAGACAGUACUGUCCUAUUCUACGUAAAAGCGAGAGGCAGUGUGGGCCCGGAUUCGGAUGGCUUGCUUUUGAAUCUUGGCUUCACUAUCUACUAAUUGUGUGACCUUGUGCAUAUUGUUUAGGACUUUAUGUUUCAACCUUCCUUAUGUGAAAGAAUAAUUUGCCUACCCUCAAAUGCUUGUGAGGGUUAACUGGAGAAGAUAGAUGAUCUUUUUUUUUUUUUUUUUUCCUAAUAUCAUUAAAUCUACAUUAUAGUUUGUAAUGGUUGGGUUUUGUAUUGAAUUAAAUACCUAUAUCAUAAUUUAACCUAUUGAACAUUCAAGUUGUUUCCUGGUGUUUGAGGGGUUUUUCCCUCUUGUUUAACCAUUGUUGUAAUGAUUCCUUUGUUGUUAUUGUUAAUUGCUGUCAAGUCAAUUCCAACUCUUGGCACAGAGUGCAACUGCUCCAUAGGGUUUUCCAGGCUGUGGCCACUCAGAAGCAGAUCACCAGGCUUUUCUGCAAAGGUGCCGCUGGGUAGGUUCAAACACCAACCGUUCACUUAACCGUUGUACCACCAGAUCUCCUUAAGUAAGUCUUAUUUCAUUAAGCUAAAUGUGUAGGAGUGGAAUUGGUAGAUUAAAGAGUAUGCACAUUUUUAGGGAAUUUUUAUUCAAAAUGCACACUAGAAAAAUUGCACCUUUUGCAUUCCACCAGUUUUAUAAUUUUUAAAAUUGGUAGUUUGAGAACAGUACUUCGUUAUUUCUUAAUUUGCAUUUCUUUGACUCUAAAGUUGUUUGGGGGCGGAGGUGUCUGUGAGAGUGUAGUUGAGAAGUAAGGUUGGAAACGGCCUUGUAAGCCAAGGUAAAGAAUUGGGACCCUUGAAGAUGAUGGUGAUCUGAGUACACUGAAUACUUCCAUUUCCGUUUUGUUUUGUGAUUUUAAAAAAUAAUGUACGUUCAUAGAAGACAAUUUGAACAAAGCAGAAAUGGAAGUCAUUCUCUCCAAUCCAUUCUAAAAUGUAUGCCUAAGCAUAUGAAGACCCAAUUUGUAGAUUGUUUUCCUCCUCCUUUUUACUCUUCUGCCUUUUCCACGUUGUCUCUGAUGAACCUUUGAAAUUCAUUUCAAGCUUCACAAAGGAUUUGGCCUUAUUGGACAUUCGUUUUUGUCCCAAUAUAAUCUGUGUAAUAGCAUUUACCACAUUGUAUUUUAUUUGUUGACUUAUCCCCUGAACAGUUAUCUCCCCCCCAUCCUAAAUUCCUUGAGGGCAGAGCUAUACAUUAAUCAUCUUUGGUUCCACAAUGUUUAAGGUAUUAUUGAAUAAAUAUUUAGUGAGUGAGUGGUUUAUGAAUGAAAUUGAAAGUACAUGUGAUAUAAAAGUGUGAAUAUACUAUGAUUACAGUUAUGUAAAAUAAAACAAAAACCAGAAGGCAACACAUAAAUAAUGUUAAUAUUGUAUUCAAUAUUAUUUGUCCAGUUUUCAAACUGCUCGUGUUAUGCUUUAAUAAUUUUUAAAUGAGCAGUUUUGAAAACGUUAAGUUGGUCAUUGGGAUCAUAUUCUUUCUCUUUUAAAGCACUUCCUACUGGAUAUAAAAAUGGUUUAACUAUAAUCCAAUUCAGAGUAACUUUGGCCUCAAUGGAGUACUGCAGAUGAUCUUUUCCUUUGUCAUAGGAAUCCUUAUGGUGCUAUUUGCUAAAACAUAUUCGAAAACAUGAAGCUGUUGGGACUGAGCUGAGGAAGGGUUCCAAAGUCAAAUAAGUUUGAGAAAUACUACAUGUUAUACUCUGCACGUACACCCUGGAGUCUUCUAUGAAGACCCUGAGAAAUGGAACAGCAAAGAAUCUCUAAUUUUGUUUCCUAAUCUACCUGAGUAAGAAAACUUUUUUUUUCCUUUGUCGCACUCGCUAGCAUCCAAUGGAAUCAGUGUUACCCAGAACACAAUGGGAACAGCUAUUGUAUGAAUGCUAGAAUUCUUCAGGAGAAAGAUGAAGCUACUCCCUAUAAAACUCUGUUCUUUCUUUUAAAAAAUUAUUAGAUCAUUAAAAAUAAUAGUUACUUAAUGGAAAUUGACUUUCAAGUUGAAAUCAAACUUUUGAAGAUUUCAAGUUUUUGCACAAAUUGUGUUUUGAAGGUAAAGAAAACUAAUAUAAGAUUUUUCCAGAAGCCUGAAUGUAGAGUAUUGUUAUAUUAGUGGGUCAAGAACUGUUUUGGAAAUUUGGAAACCUUACACCACAAAAACUGAAUGACUUUGAGUCAGGGAUACUCUUGACCUUAAUUCUUUCAUAUAUAAAACAAGAUGAUUUCUAACGGUAACUUCUAGCUCUAAAAUCUGUUACCUUAUUUUAUUGUAAAAAUACAAUAUUUUGUGCAUUUCUUUCCAUGCAUAUAGAUUCAUAAAAAAAGACUGAAAGGAUAAUUACAAAAAGUAGUAACAGAAUUCCAGAUCCCUCUUUUAAUUUGUGCUUGCCCAUACCUAUCCUAGUUUUCUGCAUUGUGCAGGCACUACUUUUGGAGUUAGAAAAAUAGAAAUGUUACUAAUUUUUAAACCUAGAAUAGAGUGGUCAUCUAUUCUAGAUGUCCCUGAGUAUCUCCUCCGGAACUCUUAAAAAAUAUUGAUGCCUGCGCCACACCUCCAGAGAUUCUGAUUCAUUUGCUCAGGGUGAGGCCUGGGCACCAAUAUUUUUUAGGGCUCUCCAAGUGAUUCCACCAUGCAGUCAGUAUUGAGAACCACUGACCUAGAGUGUUAUGUUGCUCUAAAAUGACAAGAUUUUAAUUUACAUAAUUUAAGCUGCUUGCUUGUAUGCCUUCCCCUGGACUAAACUUGAAUUGGAAAAUAAUGGAAAUACUGAGAUUGGGAAAUAAAUAUUAACUUCUCUUAUUUCGUGCCUUUGUGUACAUCUAGUUUUAAGUAAAGAAACUAUAAGAAGGCAUCAGUCACAGGAGUCGGCUUAUUUGUCUUUUAGGUCCCUGGGUAGUGCAAAUAGUUUGAGCUUGACCACUAACCUAAAGGUUGACAGUUUGAACCCCCAGUGGCACUGUGGAAGAAAGGCCUGCCAGUCUGCUUCCAUAAAGAUUAAAGUCAGGAAAAAAACCUUAUGGAGCAGCCGUUUUCUGUAACACAUGGGGUCACCAUGAGUCGGAAACAACUUGACAGCAGCAGGUAUUUAAGAGAUUAUGGCAUCUGAAACCCACAAUGUUAAAAAGCGGAACUUUUGUAAUAAUAUUGAGGAUCAUUUCCUUGAUCUUCCUAGAAAGAGGAACUCUAAUUUCACUAAGAAGAACAUGAAGGAGGUUAAGAAAUCUCCAAAACAGUUGGCUGCUUACAAAAAUAGAACAGUUGGACAAACUGUGAAGACCCCAGAUAAACUACGUAAGGUGAUCUAUUGCAGAAAGAAAGUUCAGCGUCCGUUUCCAAAUCCUUGUUACAGGAAAAAACAGUCCCCUAAAAGUGGGGGCUGUGUCAUGGCAAAUAAAGAAAACGAAUUGGCUUGUGCAGGCCACCUACCUGAAAAAUUACACCAUGAUAGUCGAACAUACUUGAUUAACUUCAGUGAUGCUGGUUCUUCACAGACAGAAAGCCCAUCAUCAAAAUAUAGUGGUUUUUUUUCUGAGGUUUCUCAGGACCAUGAAACAAUGGCACAAGUUUUGUUCAGCAGGAAUUUGCGGUUGAAUGUAGCUUUAACUUUCUGGAGGAAGAGAAGUAUAAGUGAACUUGUAGCCUAUUUGGUGAGGAUAGAAGAUCUUGGAGUUGUGGUAGAUUGCCUUCCUGUGCUCACCAAUAGUUUACAGGAGGAAAAACAAUACAUCUCACUUGGCUGCUGUGUAGACUUGUUGCCUCUAGUAAAGUCACUACUUAAAAGCAAAUUUGAAGAGUAUGUAAUAGUUGGCUUAAACUGGCUUCAAGCAGUCAUAAAAAGGUGGUGGUCAGAACUAUCAUCCAAAACAGAAAUUAUAAAUGAUGGAAAUAUUCAGAUUCUAAAACAACAGUUAAAUGGAUUGUGGGAACAAGAAAACCAUCUUACUUUGGUUCCAGGAUACACUGGUAAUAUAGCUAAGGAUGUAGAUGCUUAUUUAUUACAAUUGCAUUGAGAGAUUUCAUCUACAAAAGAGUGCUUGGUUAUUCAAAACAUCCCUGGACCAUGGUUUCCAGAAAAAUGUCUCUUCUGAGAACUCUGAACCGUGGAGGAAAUCAAAACCAUUUUUUCUUUUAAAAAGUCACGUAAUGAAACCACUAAUGAAAUCCUAACGAUCUGCUUCACAUUGAAGUGGACAGAUAUCCAAAAGGAGCAGCUUCAACUUCAAUGAGAUGAAAGUACACUACGAAGAUUGUUGGCCUUUGCUGCAUUUGGGAUUUAUAUGGUUAUCUGGUAACAUUGUUUAAGAACUACUGGAUCUUAAUGCACUCCUGCAUAUUGCGUAAGAAUAUAAUUUAUACUGUGUGAAAAAAUAAGACAGGACUUAUUCCUAGGAACCACGAAGACCAAUCAUCAUGAAUUUUUUAAGAUUGUAUUUUAUAAGAAAAACACUUAAAUGUGUGCAGCUAUUUUCUUAUGUUGGAAAGACUUCGAAAGUUUAAAACAUCACAGCAAAUAAUCAAUAUUAAAUUUUUUUCUGUUCACACUGAGAUACUAUGUAUGCAAAAUGCCUUAAACAUUAAUAAGCCAAUAUGUUAAGAUACCAAGAUCUGUUUAAAAAAUUAAAACCAGCCGUGCUUCUGACAUAAUAAAAUCAUGGAAUUAAAUGACAGGUUUACAUUCAUGUAGAAUGUUGUUGAAAUGUAUUCCACACAAUUCUUAAAACUUGAGAAUAUUUUUAGUAUCUCUGAUUUUUUUUUUUGUCAGACUCAUCAUGUAUGUAUGUGUUAUAACUAUAUCAAAGAAAAAAAGGUGAAUAUGUAUUUGUAUGAGUGCUUAACUGGAAUUGUCCAUGGGGUUGGCUAAUUUAUGUUCACUUUUUAUUGUAUAUAGAUUUCUAAUAUUUUCAGUUCUGUAUCAUUUAAGCAUCUUCCAUUUGAGUAAAUUCACUAAAUAUUUCUAUUUUUCACUUUUUUUAAUUCUGAUGAUUUUAUAUGAAUUUUAAUUCCUUUUUCACUACGUAUGUUUUAGAGAGUUACAUAUAAUGCUUUAGAAAUGUUUACACUUAGUACUGACCAUGUAUUUUAAAUUCUAACACUUUCCAUUACUACCUCCUCCAGUGGUUGAUAUGAAAUUCCAGCAGACUGUAUGAAGUCUUUUUUUUUUUUUAAUACAGUAUGUAGUGUCAGUGAACCCAGUUCUAGAAUGUCUUAACAGCUGUACAUCUUAACCUGUCUUGAAAGUGACCAGGGUUUAAUACUGCUAUUGGGUAGUUUGUGUAUCAUCUCAUCUUUAAUAAGCCUGGAUGGCAUCUGAGCAAAGAUUUUUAUUAAUUGAAUUUCUCUGCAGUAAUUCUCCAAGCACUUGAGUGUAAAUCUUUAGCAUUUACCCAACUAGUGACUACUGGUGUGAAUCCCAAACAACCAUUUUUCUUGCUUUAAAAAUGUUAAAAAUAUUACCUUUCAGUGAGUUCUAUUUUUGUGUAGCUGUGUUUUACAUAGCUAUGUAUUCCCCACGGAGCCCUGGUGGCACACUGGUUAAGAGCUCAGCUGUUAACCGUAAGGUUGGCAGUUUGAAUCCAUCAGUCGCUCCUUGGAAACCCUAUGGGGCAGUUCUGCUUUGUCCUGUAGGGUCACUAUGAGUCAGAAUUGACUCAGUGGCAGUGGUUUUGGUUUGGUAUUUAUUCCCCACAAUGAACAUCAGUUGUAGUAAUUGGUUAUUAGAUUAAUUGGUAUUUAGAUUUGAAUCAUUUCAGAUUACUGCACUUCUGUUAUUUGAGAGGUGAGUUACUUAAGAGGUCGUUUUUCAGGAGGUGGGAAUUUGAAUCGUAAAUCUGUGUCAUCUCUGUAAGACCUUAAACCAAGAAAACCAAACCCUUUGCCAUCGAGUCUGACUCAUAGCGACCUUAUAAUAGGGCAGAGUAGAACUGUACCAUAGGUUUGCAAGGCUGUAAAAUUUAUGGAAGCAGACUACCACAUCUUUCUUCUGCGGAGAGGCUGGUGGGUUCAAACCGCUGACCUUUUGGUUAGCAGCACAUUGCUUAACCACUCCACCAGCAAGCUCCUAAGACCUUAAGAAGAUGAAAUAUAAUCUUUCUUUGUUUCUGUUCCUUUUAUCACUGACUUAUCUAACAGUUUGAACCAGUUAACUUGGUUAGAACAUGGUGCUGAUGAGGCUAAGGCAGGAGUUCAAUGCUUUUACGGGUUUGUUGAUUUUACACACACACACACAAAAAAAAGGAUUUCAUGCUUACAGAUUGCACCCUCUGUCAGGUAUCUAUCUCACAAAUUCAGCUUUUGGUCACAAGGAAGAUCAUGUGUAUAAUUUAGCAUAAACCCUUGACCUCACAUGGAAAAAUAACUCAGAUAAUUGACAUAUAUACUAUAGAAUUUUAUUAUGAUAUUUAACAUAAUAUAUUUAAAAUAUUCCCAUAGUUUUCUCUGGGUCAGAUCAUUGACUAAACAGAAUCUUUUAAAAUCAAAUUUCAAUAAAUCAAACGGCAAAUGAAAUCUGUUAUAAAAAAAAAAAAAAAAGAUACCCUGUUAACUUGA